GAGCUGUGUUAGAAAAAUGCUGGCGGCCAUCUUUUGUUAAUGCAGUCGGCCGUUUGACAGAUUUGACAGACUAAUAUUUUUAUUCUCAGAAAGAAUGGAGGGCCAUGAUAGCUAUGAGUGUGAGGUGUGCAACAAGAGGUUUACUCUGAAGUCCAACCUUACACGCCACAUGAAGCUUCACGACCCUAAACAGCAUGCCUGUGACGUGUGUGGGAAGAGCUUCUCGACCAAGCCCCAGCUUGACCUACAUCUGAAGCAGCACCAGUACCCCCGCAUCCCCAUGUACAGGCAGGGAGAGGCCCGGAUGAUGUGUACGGUAGCUGCCAAGGCUGAGGCAGGCAACCCUAACAAGAAGGUGGACCCGACCUGGCUGGACCCUGUGAAGGCGGAGGCCGCUGCCAAAAAGGCCGGAGGGGAGAUGUGGAGAGGCCAGCUCGUCAUGACCCACCUGCAGCAAAUUCCACUCGUCUCCCAGCAAGCUGACCUCAUCCAUCAAAGGCCAGUACAAGAGGAUUGCCGACAGAGUGAGGGACGACCCGGUCGUGGGCAGCCUCGCCAUCCCGCUGCCCAACAUAAACGUCAAGUCCAUCAGCAACUUUUUCAGGAGGGAGGAGAAGAUGGCCAACUUCAGGGCAACGGUCAGGCCAAGAGUGAAGACUCAUCGGAAUGUUCUGUCAGGCCAACCAAUGCCUGAUGCCCCUGCUCUGCCGUCGUCACUGCCACCACCAGAUAGACCUCAGGUGCAGUACCAGGAGCCUCACCAUGUCGCUGGCAAAAGGCGUGGGGAAAAGCGGAGGUUGGACUUUGAAGACCCACAGCCAGACUGUCAACCAGGGCCUUCAAACCGCUGUAUCCAGCCCAAGCCUGCCACUGCAUCCUACGUGCCAUCUGCCGUGGCAAAAGCACCUGUCCUCCUGGUGCUGCCAACCCAACCACAGGCUCCAUCAGUGAGGUUGCUGCCAUCUGCCAACCCAGUCUUCCUCCCUGUCCUCCCACCCUGUCCUCCCGCAGUGAAACCUGUUAUGCCCAACAAGUCCAAUAAGCCAUGUGGGGCUUGCAAGGUGCCGCAGUGUGGGGGGCAGCGGAAGAAAUACACCCCUUCCAAAGACAAGGUGGCUGGAAGCAGCCAGAAAAUCUUCACCUUUUGUCCCUCCACCAAUAUGUCCACCACAUCUGGCUUCGAAGGUGUAACAUACACCAGCUAUGAACACUUUAAAACUGUGGUGGAUGGGGAACUGGAGAAGAGGAGAACCACCCUCUAAACCUGUUGUGGGUUGCAAUGACUGUCACACACACUGACACACACACACACACAUACUGACAGACACAUACACGCUCACACACACACACACACACACACACACAUACUGACAGACACAUACACGCUGACACACACACACACACA
Molecule: messenger RNA, 1405 nt
Organism: Alosa sapidissima (American shad)
Lineage: Eukaryota; Metazoa; Chordata; Actinopteri; Clupeiformes; Clupeidae
Product: arf-GAP with SH3 domain, ANK repeat and PH domain-containing protein 2-like
Exons: 3
Coding region: 618-1262 (214 amino acids)
Source: RefSeq, a predicted model, not a curated record